Molecule: messenger RNA, 1352 nt
Organism: Vitrella brassicaformis
Lineage: Eukaryota; Vitrellaceae
Source: the annotation of a GenBank genome assembly
GCUCUUUGGGACUUACCGCCCAGCAGAUCCUCUAUUCAGCUAACUACAGGAAAGGUCCUUACCGGCCUUUUCGCACACAUCAGUCGUGAUCUGAUUCGCACCUCAGUCUUCAGCACCUUUCAGCUCGCAGGAGGAGAUGCGAUCCUUUCCCUGCGUCUUUCUCCAUCUGUUUCAAUCACAUACGGCUUGUCUGAAGCACCCGGAUCUCGCUUAUCCAUCACCAUUUCCGCAGCGAGUAACCGCUGCGUCUUUUCUCAUCCGUCGCCACGUCAGUCACCCUCAUCAUUGGAUUCGUGCAGCCAAACGCGCAAUGUGUGCCGAACCGACUGCAGCUGCUGCGCCAGAUCAGCUGAUGGCAUCGAGUCAAUCAGCAUCACGGCCGAAUGAGGCGGCGGGUAGGGAGGGGAGAGGACGGAACAGGCGGCGUCAGCGACACAACGACAGCCACGACGUGCAGCUAUCGAGGAGUCUGUCGAUGGUGCUGCGGCACAAGGCGGCCGACUUUGGCCUUAAUGUUCGGCCUGAUGGGUUUGUUCGAGUGGACGACCUCAUGCGGCUGAGUCGAUUCACCGACUACUCGGUGCAGCAGCUCCACAGCGUGGUCGAGAAUAACGACAAACAACGCUUCUCUCUGUGGACGGACGACGAGGGAACAGAAUGGUCGGUGACCACGCGCACUCACAAUGGCAGGCAGGCAGGCAGGCGGGCAACAUGCCUCAUUUGUGUGAUCUUCUUUUUGUACUUCUUGUGUCAGGAUAAGGGCGAAUCAGGGCCACUCAGCGGGUGUCAACGUCUCAGCCGACGAGCUGUAUGAGCGUAUCGAGAGCGCAGAGGACAUCCCCGUGUGUGUCCAUGGCACGAGCGAGGGGGCGUGGGAGGCCAUCAGGCGUCAGGGGCUCAAGAAGAUGGGCAGGCAGCACAUCCACUUCGCGCCUGGGUAAGGAUCGGGUAACUCUCUCCGUCUGUCUGCCUGCCUGCCUGCCAUUGUCCCAUUUCUCUCUCUGUGUGUGUCGUUGUGUGCUGUUGUCAGUCUGCCAGGCGAGAGCGGUGUGAUAUCUGGGAUGCGGUACUCGUGUUCGGUCUUCAUUUACCUGGAUGUGGCCAAGGCAAUGGAGAGGGGCGUGGUGCUCUACCGAUCGGCCAACAAUGUCAUCCUCACGGAGGGCCUCGACGGCACCAUCCCGCCCAACCUCUUCGCCUCGGUCAGCCACGCUGACGGCAGGACGCUGUGGCCUGGCAACGGGCAGCAGCCGCAGGCAGACGUCCCACAAGCAGCUGACGAAGCCGCAGCACGGGAGAUGCGGGCGAGGAGGGAGAGGGAGGGAGGGGUGAUGGCGGCAACAGCAAAGUAG